ACCCAGUUUCUCUCAUCGCCUUUCUUUCCCUUUUCGUCUCCACGACCUUUUUUUUAAUUCUAUCAUGGAACUACACUCCUCAGCUAAAGCUAAGCAGCUAUGGAAUUUCUUAAGGCUGGCUUUCUUCAUGAUGAGGAACGGCCUCCUUUCCAAGAGAAAGUUCAUCAGCAUGGAAAUGAAUCUCAUAAUGAAGAGAGGAAAACUCCUUGGAAAGAAUCUCGGAAACCUUAUCGCCAUCCACCACCACUCCAAAAACAGGCAGCUUUCUCCGGUUUCGCCCAUCAUUCAUGGCUUGCAUCAGGAGUACGAAUUCUCAUGCGAAAACACCCCGGAGCCUGUCUUCUUCCACGCAAACACGAAGCGGAUGCGCAGUUACUUCCCUUGUAUAAGCGCGGCGGAGGAUCAGCUGAGGAUUGAAGGCUCGCCGCAAUGCUCUUACAGUACGCCUAAUGGAGCUCGUUGUAAUGGAGAGAGGAAGAGAACGGUUCUGCUAUCGCCUUAUUCUGUUAGGGUUUCCAAUUUUUCGAUGGAGGAUGGAGAGAGCGAUGAGGUGGACAGGCAGGCGGAGGAGUUUAUCAGGAGGUUUUACGAGCAGCUUAAGGCGCAAAGCCUGCAAAGCCCUGCGUUGCUGGAGAUACAGGAGGAUGAGCGCUAGGAAUGGAGGCUUGCGCAGGAUAAGUUGAUUGAUAAGAGUGUGGAAGUUAGAUUUAUUUUGACAUGAAUAAAAUAUAUAUAUUAAUUUCUUAUGUAUUUAAUAUUUAUG
Phalaenopsis equestris is the source of this 763-nucleotide messenger RNA. RefSeq lists its product as uncharacterized. The transcript has a single exon. The record is from RefSeq and is a predicted model, not a curated record. Lineage: Eukaryota; Viridiplantae; Streptophyta; Magnoliopsida; Asparagales; Orchidaceae. Bases 65 to 655 code for a protein of 196 amino acids.